This is a messenger RNA of Columba livia (rock pigeon), 2095 nucleotides long. RefSeq names its product acyl-CoA dehydrogenase family member 8 (gene ACAD8). The record is from RefSeq and is a predicted model, not a curated record. The transcript has 11 exons. Gene Ontology annotation, biological process: lipid metabolic process. The coding region runs from base 132 to 1346 and encodes 404 amino acids. Gene Ontology annotation, cellular component: mitochondrion. NCBI's taxonomy places the organism in Eukaryota, Metazoa, Chordata, Aves, Columbiformes, Columbidae. Gene Ontology annotation, molecular function: acyl-CoA dehydrogenase activity; flavin adenine dinucleotide binding.
GCAAAAACUCCAGCCCGGCCCGCGGACUCGCCUCCUUCCCCGCAGCCACCGCGCGAACGGGAGGUACCGGGGGCAGGACUACAGCUCCCAGCGGCCUCGGGAACCGGGAACGGCUCCGGGCCGGCCCCGCCAUGGCGUGGAGAGCGGCCCGGCUGCUGCGGCGGGGGAGCCCGGCGGGCCGGCGGGGGAUCGCCGCCUGCAUCGACCCAUCCGUUGGCCUGACUGAGGAGCAGAAGGAAUUCCAGAAAGUUGCCCUUGAUUUUGCUGCCAAAGAGAUGGCUCCUCACAUGGCAGAGUGGGACGAAAAGGAAAUAUUCCCCAUGGAAACAAUGCGGAAGGCAGCCCAGCUGGGAUUCGGUGGGAUCUAUGUGAAACCAGACGUCGGUGGCUCUGGAUUGUCACGACUUGAUACCUCCAUAAUCUUUGAAGCUUUAUCGACAGGAUGCACCAGCACCACUGCUUAUAUGAGCAUCCACAACAUGUGUGUUUGGAUGAUCGACACCUUUGGCAAUGAGGAACAGAGGCGCAGGUUUUGCCCAUCGCUCUGUAGCAUGGAAAAAUUUGCUUCUUACUGCCUGACUGAGCCAGGAAGUGGAAGUGAUGCAGCUUCCCUGCUCACCUCAGCUCAGCGGACAGGGGACACCUACGUCCUGAACGGCUCCAAGGCCUUCAUCAGUGGCGGAGGUGACACCGAUGUGUACGUGGUCAUGUGUCGCACAGGAGGUCCUGGCCCCAAGGGCAUCUCCUGCCUGGUGCUGGAGAAGGGGACACCGGGGCUCAGCUUUGGCAAGAAAGAGAGGAAGGUAGGCUGGAAUUCCCAGCCAACUCGGGCUGUGAUCUUCGAGGACUGCACCGUCCCUGUUGGCAACCGGCUGGGAGCUGAAGGGCAGGGCUUCAGCAUUGCCAUGAAGGGACUGAAUGGAGGCAGGAUAAACAUUGCUUCUUGUUCAUUAGGAGCUGCUCAUGCCUGCGUUCUUCUGGCUCAGGAACAUCUCACUGUCCGCAAACAGUUUGGGGAACCCCUGGCAAACAACCAGUACCUGCAGUUUGGGCUGGCGGAGAUGGCGACGCGCCUGGUGGCAGCGCGGCUCAUGGUUCGCAACGCGGCGCGGGCGCUGCAGGAGGGACGGGAGGACGCGGCCGUGCUGUGCUCCAUGGCCAAGCUCUUUGCCACCGAUGAGUGCUUUGCGAUCUGUAACCAGGCUCUGCAGAUGCACGGGGGCUACGGCUACCUGAAGGACUAUGCCGUGCAGCAGUUUGUGCGAGAUGUCAGAGUCCACCAGAUCCUGGAAGGUACCAAUGAGGUGAUGAGGAUGAUUGUGGCCAGGAACCUGCUCCAGGGCUGAAUCCGGGAGUUAAUCUCCAGCCUUAAAAUCCCUUCGUCUGUUACAGCUCGAUCUGUUUCCCUCCCCUGUUCACCAGCUCUCUCCCCAGGAGCGGAGAGGGGGACACCCCGGUGUAAAACAAUCUUUCUGCCUUGGGAUGGCAGCUGGAUGUCACCCACAUGCUGCCACAGCUGCGCCCUGUGCCUGGCAGAGCUGCCUGUAUUGUGUAGCCUGAAGACAUAAAUCACAGUUGCAAAUAACAAGCCUCUGUCUCCAAAUCUCGAUGGCGGGCUGCUCAGCACCCACCCUUCCCUGAAACACCAGCGCUGUUGGUCAUCCCUGCUGAGUCAGGACGGACAUGGGGACUUUAAGCAGCCUCAUCCUGGAGGUCUCAUCCUCUGUCAGUGAAAUCUUUACGUCGAUGGAACUAGUCUCUGUUUGAAACUCAUCCUGGGCUCUACUUGCACCCCUGGGACACACAGCCCCUUGCAGAGCGCAGUGGGUUUUACCCGAGGAGCAGGAUGCCUGGGUUUAUCCAGCAGCUCCCCUCUGUUCCCGCCACACCUUUGCUAAUGUACUGACUGUUGUUCUCCCUGUUCCCACCUGAUCUCAAACCGUACAGAGGUAUAAAUAAAACACUAAGGUCCUGCGCAGAAACAUUUAACCCUGCUGCCUCACAUCACUGCUCCCCGCCCAGUAAAAUGACCAAGCGCACCGGUAAAUUCAGCUAAUUUGGAAUCAAUAAAGCCCCGACGGCGACUUUACCGAGA